AUGUCCUCUUUCUUCACACUUCCCUCUACUUUCUCCAAAUUCCAAUUUUACCCUUUCUCUUCUUCUUCAUGCUCUCGUCUCGUAUGUCGUGGCGCCUCCAACGUUCAACACGUGGCAAAAUAUGAUCUUGACUUCGUUUUGCAUGAUGCUCUUGAUGCUUCUGGAAUCGAUACUACACAUGCUAGAGAAGCUAGGCAAGGAUUCUGCUCACAAAUCAAGAGACUUACUGAUAUUGAGAAGGAAACAAGCAUUUGCAUUAACAGGCAUGUUGAUUUGGGGAGAACUGCACUCUAUAUAGCUGCAGAAGAUGAUUCUCUGGUAUCACAUUCAUCGGUUCCACUUCCUGUUGAUGCUUUCGUUGGAAGAUUAGAUGAUCUUUCAAUGGAUUACUGUCCUCACUAUAAUCCUCGAUGUGAUUCGUCGCCCGAGAAGUUUUUAGAGAGCAUAGAGAGAUUUUUGUAUGUUCAUAAGGGUUUCAGAAGAACAAGUGCAAAUCUAUUGGAGCCACAAGCACUCUAUCUUCACUCGGUUUUGACUCAUCGAUCGGGAUCACCUGCAAUGCUCUCACUUAUAUACUCAGAGAUUCUGAAAAUGCUUCGUUUGUGGGGCCUUUUGUAUUUUGAUGCUGAAAUUUACUUCCCUCAUGAUGCUUUGAGUGUUCCAAAAGGCUACCAUAAGAUGAAAAGCAAGGAAUCCGACCAAGCACACAUAAUGACUUCAGGGAACUUAUUGGUUGAGAUCUUAAAUAAUCUUAAACACGCAUUCUGGCCUUUUCAUCACGAUCAUACGAAAACCUUAUUCUUAAGGGCAGCACAUGCUGCUAACUGUGUUGACAGAUCCGAUUUUGUUGGAGAAAGUGGCUCUCAAAUUGCAUCAGCUAAGGCUGCUCAACAUAGACUGGACCGAGGUGUUUGGACCACCGUGCGCUUCGGCGACAUGAGGCGUUCGUUGUCUGCAUGUGAACGCCUUAUACUCCUUACAAAUAACGCAAAUGAGCUAAGAGAUUACAGCGUUCUCCUCUAUCAUUGCGGAUUAUACAAGGAGUCGCUGCAAUACCUAACAAAGUAUCAGGAACUGAAGAACUCAUCUAUACAAGUGAUGAAAUUAUCAGACUCUAAAAGAAGUAUGGAAGAAGACGCCGCUGUCGAUAAACUGCUAACGCGGUUGAGUCUCAUCCAGUUAGAACACGGGUGGAGUCAGCCGUCAGUCGCUAGAAAUUUUCUCGGUAACAACUCUGAUCCAUGGUAA
This is a messenger RNA of Lathyrus sativus (Indian pea), 1248 nucleotides long. NCBI's taxonomy places the organism in Eukaryota, Viridiplantae, Streptophyta, Magnoliopsida, Fabales, Fabaceae. The record is from the annotation of a GenBank genome assembly.